CUGCGUUCUGUUUCUCAAGCGGCAUCUGGCAACUCGAGUUUGUUCUUUCUGUUGGACAGCAUACAAACGAUGGUAAAUCGACAGCAUAAGUGCUCACUGACAGACGACGAACAGACAAAAGCAUGUCUGCAUUCGGCACCCUGACGAAUGGAAUUGCUCAACUCCGAUAUAUGUUCUUGUCUUUGAAUGUGUCCUAGAAAGUAGAAUAAGAUAGUGCCAGCGCUUAGGAUAAAGCAGCGUGGAAUGUGGCACAGUGACUAGAUUUAAGACUUGAAGAAAGCCGCCAUACAUAGAAGCAGCAGAUCUCACGGAACCAGGUUCGCCAGAACUUGGAAAUCUUUCCUUCGUUCCGCAUUCUCUGACCCCAAUAUACAUUUCCUUAUCAACAUGCCUAGAGCGACUCGAAAACGCCGCCGUGCUGUCGAAAGCUCAAAUACUAGGCAGAGUAAGAAGAAGAAGUUGACUCCAGUUGAGGAAGAGACUGAAACAGUCAAGGAAGAGACUGAAGACGAACGCGAAGAACGAGAAGCAAGAGAGAAUGCUAUGCAGGAACUUGAGCAUGCUUACAUAAGGGUUAAAUAUAACCGUGAGCCAAAGGAUCCGUCAAAGUCUCCAAAAUUCGAACUGAACCAUAAAGUGUCACAAAGAUAUGUGUUAGGCGGAAGAGAGACCAUUUUGUACGGUUACAUCCAUUUCAUUGAAUGGCUGAAGCCAGGCAAAGGCCAGGAGGGCUCAUACAUGUAUCACCUGCGUGAGCACGAAGACGCCAGCGUCCUUCCAUUCAAGAUGUUGCCAACAUCGCCCACAGACGCCUAUGGAGAUGCCGGCCGUUCUGGGCGUCUCAACAAGUGCGGAUAUGAUGUAGGCGACGCUGUGUAUGCGACUGGCGUGGGUUAUGCCAAGAUAGGUUAUAUUGGUAAAGAAGAUGGUCCCGAUGGUCGACAGUAUCUGCUUUGUGAUGGCAAAACUGGGAAGACUUUCAAGAAGCCAGAUGGUAGCGUAUGGUAUUGGCAGGAUGACUUCACGGGAUGGUACCUACCUUGAUGUUAACUUGGUGAGCGAGCAAGUCAAAAUGUCAACGUCGAACGAAGUCAUGGGCCAAGCUUGAGGAGGUCAUGGAACACAAAAA
Molecule: messenger RNA, 1129 nt
Organism: Pseudovirgaria hyperparasitica
Lineage: Eukaryota; Fungi; Ascomycota; Dothideomycetes; Acrospermales; Acrospermaceae
Exons: 3
Coding region: 388-1044 (218 amino acids)
Source: RefSeq, a predicted model, not a curated record